Hibiscus syriacus is the source of this 713-nucleotide messenger RNA. Its product is annotated as auxin-induced protein 15A-like. Gene Ontology annotation, biological process: response to auxin. Bases 248 to 559 code for a protein of 103 amino acids. The record is from RefSeq and is a predicted model, not a curated record. NCBI's taxonomy places the organism in Eukaryota, Viridiplantae, Streptophyta, Magnoliopsida, Malvales, Malvaceae. The transcript has a single exon.
UAGGGCAUCAUGCCUUACACCAGACAAAGCAGAACCAUGUGAAACUUAACUAAUUGCUUCACCUGGUAUGUUUCUAAAUAUUCUUCUAUAACAUAUCACUAUCCUAUCCAUUUUCUUUAAGGUUUGCAAAUUGCUUUUACCCCCUCUAUAUAUUAGGCUUUAAAGAUGCCACUUUCAAAAACCAAGUCUUCAGCCUUCAAAAAGCACUAAAGCUUUCUUCUUUCUGCCAUAUAUUUUCUUCAGUAAAAUGGGUAUUCAACUGAUGGGAUUAGCUCAUGCUAAACAAAAGCUCCAGCGAACGCUUUCAGGUAAAUUUGGGAAUGCAGCAGCAUUGGGAACAUCAAAUGUCCCUAAAGGCCAUAUUGCAGUUUAUGUUGGGGAAGGCAACCGGCCGAAGAGGUUCGUGAUUCCAGUGUCGUACUUGAACCACUCUUUGUUUCAAGACCUGUUGAAUCGAGCCGAGGAAGAGUUCGGAUUCAACCAUCCAAUGGGUGGCCUCACAAUUCCAUGCAGUGAAGAGUACUUCAUCAGUCUAACUACAGUAUUAAAUUGUUCAUAGAUGCUUCCACCACCAACAAAGGAUGAAGGAAAAAAACAAUCAUUUUCUUGGCCUGUAAACAUACUGUAAUUUGUAAAAGACAGAGAAAAGUUGUAGGGCAAUGAGAUUUUGAUUCUUUGCUGACAACAAUGCCUGUUGUUCUGAGCAACUUUGC